AUGUCUAACGUCUACUUCGACAUUACCAUCAACGGGCAGUCUGCGGGUCGCAUCGUCUUCAAGCUCUUCGACGAUGUCGUCCCCAAGACCGCCCGCAACUUCCGCGAGCUCUGCACCGGCCAAAACGGCUUCGGCUACGCCGGCUCCUCCUUCCACCGCGUCAUCCCUCAAUUCAUGCUUCAGGGAGGCGACUUCACUCGCGGUAACGGCACUGGCGGAAAAUCCAUCUACGGCGAGAAGUUCGCUGACGAGAACUUCCAGCUGAAGCAUACCAAGCCCGGUCUCCUUUCCAUGGCCAACGCAGGCAAGAACACCAACGGCUCCCAGUUCUUCAUCACCACUGUCGUUACUUCGUGGCUGGACGGCGCCCACGUCGUUUUCGGCGAGGUUGUCGAGGGCAUGAACAUCGUGAAGGAGAUCGAGAAGCUCGGCUCUUCGUCCGGAAAGCUUUCCAAGACCGUCACCAUCGCCGCCUCUGGCACUGUUUAA
Messenger RNA from Cyclocybe aegerita, 489 nucleotides. Lineage: Eukaryota; Fungi; Basidiomycota; Agaricomycetes; Agaricales; Hemipholiotaceae. The record is from the annotation of a GenBank genome assembly.